Molecule: messenger RNA, 5884 nt
Organism: Ooceraea biroi (clonal raider ant)
Lineage: Eukaryota; Metazoa; Arthropoda; Insecta; Hymenoptera; Formicidae
Gene: hts
Product: adducin 1-like protein hts
Cellular component (GO): postsynaptic density; plasma membrane; cytoskeleton
Molecular function (GO): actin filament binding
Source: RefSeq, a predicted model, not a curated record
CAUUCACUACUAGCUCACCGGCAGAGUUAUUAGCAGCGGAACGACUUUGUAAUUGUUCUGUCGCGCGCGACGAGUGAAACGGGAGCUCCAGUUAUGCGAUUUUUCGCAAGUCUUGGGGAGACCGACGCGUGAAAGCGGUAUACCUGGAGAUCCCGGUUCUCGAAUUCGUAACCGCCGAUCUCGCGGCGAUCAGCGCAGGUUGUCGAUGCGCGGGCAGUAAAUUUCAUUUUGUCACGGCAGUCGUGAGCUCGUGGAAGACCGGCGUAGCGGCCAGAAGCGUCGGGCUCGAUAGAGGCCGAAGGUAUCGAGAGGCGGCGGCGGGGAAGCUGUUCAUCGAACGGAACGGCCGCGCGCGCGGCGAUACGGAGCGCGGCGAGCUGUUGUGCGGUUCGUGAGACAGGCACGGGCAUAUCUCGAGGAGGAGGCGAUUCUUUGGCAGUUGCCAAUACUUGUACUUGAGGCUCGAAAAUGGCAGAUACGAGCCAACAAGCAUUAAGUGAGCCACACACAAAUGGAGUGGUGGAUGGUUUAACGGAAGAUGAAAAAAGUAAAAUGAGGCCCGCUGAUAUUGAUGCGGAUAUGAGAGAAAUGGAGAGGAGGAAGCGAGUUGAAAUGAUGAUGAAUUCCCGAAUCUUUCGAGAAGAAUUGGAACGUAUAAUCGAAACGCAAAUGAAGGAUGGUGCUGGGCCUUCUGGUCUUUUACAACAGAUUUCUGAUAUGAUGGGUGCACAAGGAGCUCGAUUUAACGGCAAUGUGUUCAAAAAUUCAAAUUGCGUCUUACCUAUCAACGACAUUCGUGGCGUGGAAAGCAUGGGAUACGCUAAGGGCGAGAAAAUGUUACGAUGCAAAUUGGCGGCGGUCUUUAGAUUGCUUGAUCUAUAUGGAUGGACCCAAGGUGUCGGCGGACAAAUGACUGCCCGUCUUAAUCAAGAUCAAGAGCACUUCUUGGUGAAUCCUUAUGGGUUACUUUACCAUGAGGUAACCGCCUCAAGCUUGAUAAAGGUGGAUAUGCAAGGUGCGAUUGUUGAGCAGGGUACGACGAACUUCAACGUGCACAUCACGAAUUUUCAAUUGCAUUCGACGAUACACGCCGCGAGACCAGAUAUUAAGUGUAUUAUCCAUAUUACUACUCCGUCCGUUACUGCUGUCUCUUCCUUGAAAUGUGGAUUGUUACCGAUCGGUCAGGAGAGCAUAGUGAUAGGCGAAGUAAGCACCCAUCAAUACAUUGGAGGCUCUGUCGAGCCGGAGGAACGAGAGAAGAUCGCUAGAAAUCUUGGGCCGAUCAAUAAAGUUAUGCUUCUGACAAAUCGCGGUGCCCUUUGCUGCGGAGAGACAGUGGAGGAGGCUUUCUUUAACGUUUAUAAUACCGUGGUCGCAUGUGAGACACAACUGAAAUUAAUGCCUGCGGGCGUAGACAAUCUGAAUCUUAUUAGCGAGGAGUCGAAGAAAGCUAUAUUUGAAGCUUCACGAAAACCACCGAUCCCUCAACAACAAAGUUCAGCGGUGGAGUCGACCGUUCUUGCGGAAAAAUUAGAGAAACGUUGGAGAAUCGGUGGCGCUGAAUUUGAAGCUCUCAUGAGAAUGCUCGAUAAUGCUGGAUUCCGUACAGGUUACAUAUACAGAAAUCCUCUUGUCAAAGGAGAACCUCCGAAACCACGAAACGAUGUUGAAGUUCCACCGGCUGUAUCGUCCUUAGGGUAUCUUCUCGAAGAAGAGGAAUUGUACAAACAAGGGCUAUGGAAGGGUGGACGUAAAGGCACUGACAGAUCCCGUUGGUUAAAUUCACCAAAUGUUUACCAGAAAGUCGAGAUCUUGGAAACUGGAACACCUGAUCCUAAAAAAAUUACCAAGUGGGUGUCUGAUGGAUCCCCUACCCAUAGCAGCACACCAGUGAAGAUAGACAGUGCUCUUCAGUUUGUACCGAAAAAUACCAACCCGAAAGAAUUCAAACAAUUACAACAACAGAUUAAAGAUUACCGGCGAGCAGAAAAGAUAUCGGCCGGUCCGCAGUCUCAUAUAUUGGAAGGUGUUUCAUGGGAAGAAGCUAAGAAAAUGCAGGAUGCGACGAUUAGUGGUACCGGAGAACAAGUAGUCUUAGUAGGAGCCGCUAGCAAGGGUAUUAUACAGCGUGGCUUUCAACACAAUGCGAUGGUAUAUAAGACGCCUUAUGCCAAAAAUCCUUUUGACGCCAUCACGGAUCAAGAAUUGGAUCAGUACAAGAGAGAAAUCGAACGCAAACAAAGAGGAGGAGAUCCUUACGAUGAGUCACAAUCAGAAUCCGAGGCCUUGUCAUCCUUUAACAUCAGUCGUGCGACGCAUGAAUCCAGCACUGCCAAGAGUCCUAUUCAAUCACCAGUAUCUGUUACUUCAGAAACGGAGGAGGAGAGUAGAGACGAACCCCGAGUAUUGCGAAUAGAAACGAAACAAGUGCCUGCGCCGAGUCAACCCGAAGUUGUGUUAAGUGACGUGGAUGAUGCGAAUACAGAGUAUCUUAAUGAAAUGCGUUGCAAAACGAUUGAACAAUGGAGCGGUUAUAAAAGAGAUUGCGAACUAGGCAGCAAUUACAACAGCAUGAGCAGCGAUCGUAUACGAAUGUACUGUGGUCGACUGUUUUCUGAGUGUCGUUACGAUAAUCUUUAUGUGGAGAAUGUUAGAAGUUCGAAGAUUGCCGAACGAAAGAAACCGCUGCUGAUUACACUUCCAAAGGUGAUCACUGGCGAACGAAGUAUUCAAUCGCAAUCAAAUACGGUCGAAGAGGUCAUUUCGAAAUCGCGCUACGAGGCGAGACGGAAAUUUUUCCAGGAUCUCGAGCAAACUUCGGAAUCAGUCAUACCAUCGAAAGCAAAAGCAGCGAACAUAGAAAAUGGAGAGAAUGUAUCGCAACAAAAUUCUGCAGUUAUUCCUACAAAAAUGUGCCAUUCACAUUUGAUGAAGAAGGACAUGAAGGAGAAUCUAAAUGAUCAGGUGCACUCGAAUAUCGUGAUGCGUUCUGUGAAGCGGGAGAAUAUUAGACAACCAAGUUUUGUUACACUGAUUAAUCUGAGUAACACAAAACCGUGUUCCUGCAACGUCGCAUCUUUCAUUAAUGAAAAUAGUCAAGGUGAAAAGAGAAGUACACAUCGCGAAAUGGAUAAGCAUCGUGUAUCGACGAAUGGAAUAGUCGCUUCUACAAAGAAGAAACUUUUGACACUUCGAGGGAGGAAUAAGAAAUCCAAUGAUUGUGAAUCGCUGAUCGACAUCGACAAGGAACAGCAGCAACAUUUAUCAAAACAACCAACAAAGACGACGAAGACAGAAGCAAUGCUCGCGUGCAGGUGCGCGGAGAAACUUCAACGUGAUAAUAAGGAUAAUAGUGAAGAGAGUUCGCGAUCAUUAAGCAAUUCAUCUUCUAAUAACGAUAAACAUUCCGUCGAUUGCGAUAAAUGUGGCGAACAUCGCAGCAUGAUGGAAACUAACAUCAGUGAAAACGAGAACGUACUGCCGCAUAAAAUAAACGAUGAUGUCACAUGUACUGGCUUGAAAGAACAGAGUGUUCGAUUGUGGAUUGAAAAUUCUAUGUGCAAAAACAAUUGGACGAGUGGCAUAGAGGCCGAUAUGUACGAGUCAUACUGCAACGACAUUACAAAAAUCGUCGAGAGUAUUGAUUUAAACAUCAGCUCGUCAAGAACAGAGCUGGACGCGUUGCCCGACACGAAUACCUGCGUCAAGUAUAAUCUGGAUUCGACGAACAUGAGUCUCAUUUAUAGUUUAACUCCACCAGCCGUUAUCGACCAGGAGGAGAAUGACGAUACAUCAUGGGACUUGGCAGAACAUUCAUCUGAAUGGCAAUCUGAUUCACUGCAUAGCGAUAAUUGCGAAGAGUUAGCUGAUUACAUAUGGAUUGAACCGACGACUAAAAAUGAUAGCAUGAAGUCGCAAUGCCUACAAGAUCGUAGGAUGUCGAGCGAUAGUAGCUACGACUUGGAACAACUCGAUUCCGAGAGGCAGUCAGCGAAUGGUUCGGACAUACUUGAAUUACCAAGUCGUACAAUCCUAGAAUUGAAAGAUAUUGACGGUGAAGUCUUCCAGAACGGAAUCAACGAAUCCGCCAACGAGAUUAUCGCUGACCUUAAGGCUUCCGACGAAGCGUUAUCGUACGACGCGUUUCAAGUCGCGCAGAAUAUUAUUGCUGAAAUUAUCGAGUCCGUUUAUAUCUUGUCAUAUUUGGAUUCUUCCAUUUAUGAUCUUGGUGUCAUACAGAAAAUUGUGCGUCGCUUGAUUGACAGCUACCAUUAUGAGUAUUCGCUCGUAGAAGCUGACCGAGAAUGCGCGGCAGAUGUUCCUACAACUGAUAACAAUAUCGAUAAUAUUUGCCAAAUUAAAGACUUUCUUGGCAACUUGUCAUCGGAUUUCCGUUAUACUAAUCAAAUAGAGACACCAGAGAAUGAAGAUCAAGGAUAUUCCGCUGUAAUUGAAUUUUGUACCGUAGCGAAAAAGCUGCCAGUCGUUGCUGUUGACGAUAAAACUUUGGAAUUGAACUUUCGUAUCCUAAAAGUCUCAAGAAAUGAAUAUACUGAGAAAUUGCCAGAUACCCAUCAGAUAUUUUGCGACACGGAUAACUCAAUCGACAACGAUAAUAGUCAAAGUUUUAUCGAGACUGAUGAGAUACUUGAUAAACUCGAGGACAAUAAGGAUGCACCAAUGAUCAAAUCAGAUAUAGAAAUAUGGCUGGACAAUCGAUGCUGUUCUUGUCAAGAAGAAGAGGAACAUACGCAAAAGAAGUGUCCUUUGACACCUAUAAGCGAAGAACCUGUAACGGAAGACGAAACUCCAUGCGAAACUACCGAUUCUGUUAUAGAAAAUUUUAAUAACGAAUCUUCGCGUAACUUAGAAAUCAAUUCUAUUAAUGCUGAUGAAGAAAAUACAGAGAAUUUUAAGACGGCAUCUGUUUCUCUUGACGGUACUUACACGAUUUCUGAAGUUAGCGAUAACGACGAGACGAAUGAUUUCCAAGAGCCGUGUGAUGUUUGGGAUUUGUCCAUAGAUUGUAUGUCAUAUUCGUUUGAUACUAAAGAAUUUAUACGCUUGGAAAAAGCUCUCACAGAUAGCUCGUAAUUAAUUAAUCACGUAGUUAUUCGUUUAGAAUAUUAUAAUCUAUCUUAAUCUUCUCGAGUAAUUUGUCAAAAUGUUUUAUACAAGAAAAAAGCAAUUUAACAAUCAUAUUAGUGCAAGCAUAUUGCAACGAAUUUAGCUUUUAGUAUCGGUUACCUUAUAAGUUAGUAUCGGUUACCUUAUUUAAAGCGGUCGAUUCGAAACGAGGAAAUUUGUUCCUAGUGUUAAUAUUAGUGUUAAUAUCCAAGUCUGAAAAAGAUUUAUAAUAUUGCAGUUUAUAAAACCGUUUUAAGAUGCUGAAAAGCAAGUUAUCUUUUCACUAUAAGUUCACGAUAAGUUAGAAACAUUAAAUAUUAAGGAACUUGUAUUAUCUCAUUAUCUUUUGUCAUUCUACAAUAGAACGUUUUCUAUCUUUUUCUAACUACGUUUUUUUCUGCACGAUUAAAUCUGCACAUCGUUUUGCAUGUUUCAAUGGGGGAAUAAAACGAGGAUUUCUAUAUGCCAGGAUUGGAAUUUAGAAAAAUAUUAGUUUUUUAUUUAUGUAAAAUUUCCUGGUAUUUUCAAACUUUUUAUUCUUUUUUCUUUUCAAUUGUUAUUUGAAGAUAACAUGUUUUCACUACAAUUAGUACUUUCAAAACUCUAGUUUAUUAUCUUAAUAUUUCAUGGAGAAGUUUGUUUGUUAGUUAAAUUACGGAUGUUUAUAAUUAACACAUAAUGGAUAUUUUGAUACAUUUAUAUGUCGAUAAAAAAGUAUUUAACAAUUUAAAAGCUUUUAUAAUAUUUCUAUACCUAA